Molecule: messenger RNA, 12989 nt
Organism: Podarcis lilfordi (Lilford's wall lizard)
Lineage: Eukaryota; Metazoa; Chordata; Lepidosauria; Squamata; Lacertidae
Source: the annotation of a GenBank genome assembly
GUUGCAAGGACUAUCACAUAGAACGGCUAACAGCAGCUUGGAAAAGCUUUUCUUUUCCAAAGGCUAUCAUAAACAGAAAGAAAAUGAAAAUAAUACUAGUAUUACUCUUCGUAAUUUCUCUAGUUGCUGCAACAAGAAUAGAUGGAGAUGAGUUUUCCUUUGUACCAGAAUCUCCUGAGCCAAGGUUUGCUAUGUUACAUGAUGUGCAAUUACUAGCCAACGGGCUGCUCCAGCUUGGGCGUGGCCUUAAAGACUUUGCCAUCAAGACCAAAGGCCAGAUGGAUGACAUCUUUCAGAAACUUCACCUUUUUGACCAAUCUUUUAAUGAGAUCUCGAAACAAGCCAAUGAGAUAAAAGAAGACGAGGAACAGCUAAAAAACACUACUUCUAUGUUGCAAGUCAAUAACGAAGAGAUAAGGAACAUCUCUGUGGAGCUGAAUUCCAAGAUAGAAAUACUUUCACGGGAGAAGAUUCAACUUCAGGAUAAAGUAGGGAAGCUGGAAGAAAAAAUAACCAAAUUGUUUCAGACCCAGAUUGAAAAUCAGGAGCCCGAAGAAAUUGCAGCACUUAAAGUAAGUAGCAGGUAUGGAAUAGAUUUAAUAUUUCCAAAUUUACCUGAAAUGGUUUCCAUGCUACUAAUGGAAUCCAAAGCUCCAAAGUCAAUUAUGACCUUGUUGCACUAAUAUCAGUGAUGUAAAAUAUACUUUACCUAGUGGCUGUUUCAUACAGUUUUGCUUUGUUUCCAGUGAUAAGUAAAAUUAAGAUGCUAAAAUGUUUUUAAAAAUUAAGAUGCUAAAUUAGAUCACUCUUCGGGGAAGGAAUAGCCAAAAAUUCCUUUGCAAAUCAAGUCAAUUUGUGUUCAAGUACAAGUGUAUUGGAAAGUACAGUACUGUAUAGGAAAAUGUUCUGAUGCCUUAGAGCAGUACUCUCCAGAUGUUGCUAGACAUCACCUUGACUACUGGCUAUGCUUGCUGGGGCUAAUGGCAGUUAGGAGACCAACAAUAUCUGCAGGCACCAUGUUGGAUACCCCUGCUAUGAUGAUAAUAAUUUUAUUAUUUAUACCCCGCCCAUCUGGCUGGGUUUUCCAGUGCAAACAUUUUCCAGUGCAAACUGCCCUUGUUUAUGCACAGGAAUGUUUUCCACUUCAAACAUUUCCAGGAAAGCCACAUCACUGCAUUUUGAGGAAUGAAAUGAACGUAGUUAUCAAGAAAGCAACAACUGGUUCUCUACUGUAAAUUUGUUCCUAAAUGUUUGUUGUGCAUUUAUGUAAAAUGUAUCCUGUGGUACAAGGAUACUUCAUGACUUUUUCUUCUUUAAUUAGUUUUUUGGAGGAUAGUUUUGGAUCAACAGCAAACUGCACGGAAUAUCUAGGGAACUAAACAAUGGCUCACGUAUGCUCUGUGCUUUACCAAAAAGCAACCAGAAUGAGAUGAAUUAUUUUAACAAAAGCCAGGGAUGGUCAGUGUUCUAAACAUGUAAGCCACAUGCUUUUGCGCCUAGAAUUUUUUUCCUGGACAGUCCAUAAAGGAAGAUAAUCAGAGUACCCUGGGUGGCUGGAACCGCUUCCCUUUCAUAACAUAAGACUAUGACAUAGGAAAGCCUCAUUUAUUUUUAAAUAUUGUACUUUUCACAGCUUGUCCUUACAAAAUUUAAAACAGACUGCUGCUUUAAAAAUAAUAAUUCCACAAUCAACACAACGAGUAACUCAGCUGCAACUGAUAAUGUAUCAACCAAGUGCCAAAAGCAACAUCAGCAAAGCGGUAAAAGAUCAUGAAAUAAUUUAAGCAAAAAGCCUAGAAAAAUGAAAUGGUGUUCAGCUGCUGCCCAAACAAUAAAAGCACAAGCACAAAGCAUACAUUUUGGGGGCAGGAUGUCUCCAAGAUAUGGCAAAACUACUAAGAGCAGUUGGAGCAGGGCCUCUCUGAUGACAGUUCACUGAGUAACUUUGUACAAGAUGGUCAGGUUUGUAUGAGUUGUUGUUGUUGCUGAAGUAGAAGGAAAUGGCUUAUGAAUUCAGCCAGCCAGCCAGGGGAAAGGAAAUAGAAGACAAUCAGGACUCAAAGGGUAGGAAUGAAUUAAGAGUUUCUCCAUGAUGGCCAGCAGUGGUGUACACACCAGUACGAGAAGGGUGCAUCAGGUGGAUUCUCAAAGACUGAACUCCUUAAACUUCCCUUUGGAUAUCAAAGGUCCUUUCCAGCAAAAUGACUGCUUUUUUAGGGGGUGAGAUGGGGUGGGAUGCCAAAACAGAUAAUAAAAGCAAGUCCCAGACAGCAGCUUUGCUUCAGUUCCAAGAAACCAGCUCUUAAUCCACUGCUUUUUUAGGGCAGAGUACAAGAUCCAUAGAUUAUGAAGCAAAACAGGAUUGUUGCAUGAUUUGACUAUACAAAACCAUCCCUCCAAAUAAGACUGAGGAUAUACCUUCUGUUUAGCAUGCUAAGACAACAGCCUUUGGUGAAAUUGGCUUGCACUGAGAGGUGCCCUUCUCCUAGCAGAAAGCCUCCUGCAAGGACCCUAAAUCCAAAGAAGCUCUUCUAUCAGCAAUAUUUUACACAAAAUCUCUUUUUGUAGCCUACUAGAGCACAUAUGGGACGUGGGUGAUACUGUGGUCUAAACCACAGAACCUAGGGCUUGCCGAGCAAAAGGUGGGCGGUUCGAAUCCCCGCGACCGGGUGAGCUCCCUUUGCUCGGUCCCAGCUCCUGCCCACCUAGCAGUUCAAAAGCACGUCAAGUGCAAGUAGAUAAAUAGGUACUGCUCCAGCGGGAAGGUAAACAGCGUUUCUGUGUGCUGCUCUGGUUCGCCAGAAGCGGCUUAGUCAUGCCGGCCACAUGACCCAGAAGCUGUCUGUGAACAAAUGCCGGCUCCCUCGGCCUACAGAGCGAGAUGAGCGCGCAACCCCAGAGUCGUCUGCGAUGGGCCUAACGGUCAGGGGUACCUUUACCUUUAGAGCACAUAUACUACAAAUCCAAAUCAGGGGUGGAAAACCUGCAACCCUUCAGAUGUUGGUGAACUUACUCACCAAGCGCUUUGAGGGUUUUUUCUACAAUAAAGCAGUAUUUACAUUUUAUGAAAUAAACUCGCAACAUCCCUCAGCCACAGCCAGCAUGGUGUAAUCCACCAAAAUCUGGAAGGCCACAAAUUCCCUAUCCCUGGCCUAGAUCCUCUGUACUCUGCAUAUUUCUCAUGCUGUAAAACACUGACUCCACACUGAAAUACAUCAGUCAGAGCUUGAUCAAGAGUUCAUGGACCUGCACUAUUAAAUUUUCUCCUUCUGCUUCAUGGUCCUUUGAAACCAAGCCACUGUUUAUGCUCUCCCUGCAGAACUUUGUCGAGCAGCAGGACAACCACCUCAGAUCCCUUCUCAAAAGAGUUCAAGCGCAGCAUGUUCAAAUUGGCAAACAACAAGAACAAAUAGAAGACCUGGAAGAGAAGGUAACAUUGCUGCUUUACCAAUGUCCUCCUCCAAAUCAGGGCAGUCUUUUCAGGGAUAUUAGGUGAUUUUUGAGACAGCUGGGAACUGAGGAAGAGGUAAAGGGUGCGGAAAUGGGGAGAAAUAAAGAACUGAUGGGAAAAGUACAAACUACUGAAUAAAUAGCAAAGUGGACAGGGAAUAACUCAUCUUACACGAUGAUUUAAUAAUUUCAAUACAUUUCCAUCAUACUCUAAGAUAAUUUGUGGACACUAUGUGUCUUCACUGUGUAUUCCCAAUGUAGCUCCAGGAUUGGAAUGGAAAAAUAACAUUUCCUUGUUGUAUUUCAACUUGAAAAAUUCCGAAAAUACUUCUUUCAGGUAACGAUCUUUACCACUCUUGUGGUAAAAGAAAUUGGGCAUGCCCCACACAUGACUGUAGAAAGGUAUUGGGGAGGGGAAAUGCUUCAUUCUCAGGAAUUCUCUUGUAAAGAUAAGAGGUCUCUACCAUCAGUAAACCACUUCUCCCCAUUCUGUUAUCUCAAUAUACCUGGGCUCCAAAGUGUCAGUAGAUGAAUGACAAAUUUUACUAACAAAAAACAGACUAAUAAUAAUAAUAAUAAUAAUUCUCUGUCUCCCCAGCUAAGCGGCCCUGGUUUUCAAGACAACACACAGACUUUAUUCCCCUUGAGAGAAGAAAAUGAAACAAGGCAAACUAAACUUAAUGCAACAGCUAAAGUUCAAGAUUACAAAGGUAACUGCCCCUGUGGAAGAAGAAGAAACAAAUAAUCCUUGUGUACACUGUCAUCUGUGAAUACUGUUCUAGUAUACAUUUUUCUACGAGUAUACAUCUUUGAACACCACACUGUUAAAUUCUCUUUAUUACUUUUGUUGGAAAAACAAGUGUGGCCUUCCACAACAUGUUGCAGUGUAUCCUCCCUCCAAAAAAGGAAAGCUCCUAUUUAGGCUUCCAGUCAUCCAUUCCCUACAAGUAGGACAUUCUACUCUAUGUCCUCCCCACUCCCUGCUCAAUUAUUUUUUCUACUGUCACUGUUCAUUCUGUUGUUAACGAACAUGCUCAUUUGGCUGUUUUGAUGGAGUUUGUCCAUUUAGGGUUGUUUUCUUUUUAAAAGCUUAUUUCUGCAAGCCGCAAGUUUUCCCCAAGCAUGCCAAUACUUCCUUCUCGUUUCUCAGCGGCCAUUUUGGCUACCAUUUUGUCUGCGCUACCAACUGGAUGGGAUAAUGUGACAUAUUAAAAAUAAUAACAAUCUAAAGAAGAAUGGGAACCCUUUACAAAGUACUUAAAGAAACAACAAAAUGAACUGGACUCCUUGGCAGGUUUUGAAUAAACAUUCACAAACCUUUACUUGGUAAUAUAUAGAUAGAUAAAUAAAGGAUAUUUACAAUUUUAUAACAUGAAGAGAAUAACCUGUGCUGAAAAAUCAGAGAGAGGAGCUGAGGGAAGUCCGGGGGUGUGUGUGUUCCUUUUUGGGGAGGGGGGAGGGGGAAAAUGGGAGUGGUGAAUGAGGAUAAAAUGUUAUGUUGAAAUUCCUAAUAAAAAUAUUCAAAAAAAAUUUUUUUAAAAAAACAAUCAAAGGAAUGAUUCACAGCAUUCUUUACUACAAUAUCAUCACCCAAGUCCCUGCCACAAUACUGAGUGCAUUUCAGUGUGCCUUAAACUCACCCCGCAGGACUUUAGUCAUGCAUUUGUAACUUUUAAAAUCUUGUUGUUCUUAGGAAAUGCUACUGAUUGCAUGUGGAUAUACAGCAGAGGUGAAAGAUCUAGUGGCAUUUAUUCUAUUAAGCCCAGAGGAUCUGAGCCUUUUAAUGUCUACUGUGAAAUCAAAGCAGGUAAGUCCAGCUACACCAGGGACCAUCUAAUUCUCCUGCUAAAAAUCAUUAUGGACUUCAUUUUCUGCCCUGAAUGAUGUUAAGUGUUCCAUUAGGGAAACAUAGGAAGUUACCGUAUACUGAGUCAGGCCCAUCUAGCUCAGUAUCAGUUUAACUACAGUUGGUCAAUAGUUAACUAGGAUUACCAAAUAAAAAAUGGUGCUGUCAGUAGGAUCAAUUAUUUAUGUUCCAACUGGGUCAGAUGAGGAUGGCACGACAGAAUAAUCAUCACAACUAAACCUCUUCCAGCAGUGGACAAGUGGCAUAGACAACUUUCACACCCAUGCAUGAAAUUCCCAUGGGAGUAAAUUCAAUGAAUUUUUUCUAUAUUUAACUGCAUUAAAAAGCAUUCAUGGGGGGCACAAUAUGGACUGAGCCUAUGUUUGCUGCAGUCCAAAACUAGGGGGGAGGGCAAUAAAGCAGGUAAUAUUUAUAGUUUAUAGUUUAUAGGUAAGUUUAUUUAUCUUUUUUCAUACACAGAAAGUGCAUGGACAGUUAUUCAAAACAGAUCUGAUGGAUCACUAGAUUUCAACCAAACCUGGGAGAACUAUAUUCAUGGAUUUGGCAACCUGGAUGGUAAAUACAUUCUCUUACAUUUCCCUAAAUAAUUGAAGUGUUUUUAUGUGCUAAAAUAGUAGUUGACUGUGUUUUAUGUAAACAUCAACACGUUAAAGUAAGUGAAAAACACCUUUGGGAAAAUAAGGGAUGAUUCACAUUUGCAUGUUUUAAACAGGUUAGCUUUCUUCACCCCCAUUGUUUUGAUCUGAAUUGGUGCACAGUGAACAGCUUGAGAUUCAAUCUACCCUUGCACUAACCCACAGAGCAUCAAAGGCAGGGUGCCCCUCUAAAGACCAGUUUGCUAAAAGCACAUGCAAGAUGGGUUAACAGAAAAGAAGUUAAUCAGAAUGAAUAACCUGUCAAAACUGGGUUUUAUGGAUAGAGUCUAAUAUACCUACCACUCAGAUGUUUAAAAUACAUAACACAAUGUAGAUUAAGAAAAAUAUACCCUGCACUUCAGAUACAUAUCCACCUUCAUGUUUACAUGUACAGAACAUUUUUGCUUAGGGCUUAAAACCAUUGACUAAGUCUAUCAGGCAUUUGACUGAUGCAGAUGACCUGUACAACACCAAAUUGAGAUGUACAGUUCAUGUGGAUGAAUCCAAGAAUUUAGUUGAUUUAUGUACUGCUUGGCAAUCCCAAUCACUACCUUCUUCUAUCCUGCCCUCACCCCACUAUAACCAUGUAAUACAAGGAGAAUCUUGCAUGGCAACAGCUGCAGUUCCAUGCAAUGCAAGAUAGGCAGGGCUCAACCUGACCAUUUCACAGAAUCACUCUCUUCAGUUUUCACAAUUUACUGCACCCUUUCGCAGGCACAAGACUCCCCUCUGUGUUUUUAGUGUGAAGCUUUUCCCUGGCACUGGCAAAGCAGCACUGGCAGCUGCUGUGCUAUUAUCAAGAGGUAGUGCCUGCUUUUGUUACUUCAAAAACUUUCCGAGUUGAGUGAGUGAGGAAGUAUGUAAGGAGGCACUUUCUAGGUGCCUAAAAUACAGUACUAAAGUGCUAAAGAUCUGUAAACAUAGCAAUGCAGACAAAAAGAUAUUUCUAUUAUCUCAAUGUUUUUUGCGGAAAAUAUUGGACCAAAUGAGGCCAGAAAAUACUCAAGAAACUUUACAGCAUAUUAGAAUUAAACUUCAUAAUAUACAGUAGAAAAGUUGCCAUGUGGUGACUGAUACAACAGGCGGUUUUCAAGCAUAUCACACAGUGAAUAGCACUGGGUCAACAUAAAGCUCAAUGGGUUUCCGCUGAAACAAAAUCCUGGUUUCUAAACUUAACCAGCCAAUCAUCCCAUCAGAGGACCAGGCAGAAAGAAACCACCCUUAUUUGCACUGGUUAAUCAUCCACUUGGGACACCAAGGUGCAGGCUAACAGACACAUCGUCCAGCACACUUUGCUAAAGGUAUGUUCCAAGCUGCUUCUACAGAGGUGCUAAAGGGGGGCAAGAAUUGAAGUGGCAACCCUGUUUGGCCACCAGGACAGGGAGCAACAUAUAUUAGCAAUUAUCCUGAAAUCACUUAGUGAAGUCCUGAAAUAUUUUGGUCCAUAAGUAGUUUGAUUGGCUUCAUUAUCAUUACUCGCAAAACCAUAAUUUCAAGACUGCAAAGUCAAUUUUAUACACCUGGAGCUGGACUAAACUAACCUGGUGCACUAGUGGAAGCCUGUGAAAGAACUCAUGGUGCAAUGGGCCUCCUCCUCCUCCUCCUCAAUCUGCUCUGGGGGGUCAGGAGAAGUCCCAGAAUAGUGUGCAAGCAGAGGAGAGGGGAGAUUCUGCCUGGAAUGCAGAAAUGUUUACACUUACAGAACAGUUGUAAUAGCAUGGUCUUCAAUUCCACCCCUAGCAUCUAGGGAUGUCUCAAAACAUCUAUUCUUCUAUUACUUACAUGAAGUUGAAUAAUACAGUCAAAUCACUGGCCCAUCCAGCAAUGGCUCUCCAAGAUCUCAGGCAAAGAGCCAUUUCCUACUAUUGCCAUCCAAGAUCCUUGUUACUAAAAACUCCUGGGGACUGAACUCAGGAUGUUAGAGAUGCUAAGGAAAUGCUGUUAUCAGUAAAUUAUGGGCUUUUCUAGCUGUUAUUUGCUAUGUAGAGCAGACAUGUCUAACAUCAAAGACUCUCUUCUUAAACCAGAGUGCUAUUGGAUUCUGACCAAAUGUUACUGGAUUCCAACUCCCAUCAGUCCCAGACAUCAUCCAGCAACAUCUGGAGGGCCAGGGGUUUCCCACCCCUGCCCUAAAAUUCAUUACAUAGAAAAUAUUUCCACAAAAUGUGGCCCACCAUGAGUUUGAUGGUUUGCAGUUCACUUGAACUCAUGGACAGUUUGUUCCAAAGAGAGGUAGGGGAAAUCCAAAUAAAUUUAGCAUGUGCGACACUGCAAAAAUGUCUGAACGAUCACAAGGUCUUCUUAAGGAAAAACUUCACAUGUAGAUUAGCUCAAAAAGCCGUUAAGUGCCAUCUCCCCAUUUCCUCCCAGCUGGGACCUGUGUUAUAUAAUUCGCAUUGAAGACACAAACAAGCUCUGUACAAUUUCAUUUCCUCCUAAUAGCUACAAAUUGUUUUGGCAUUCCCAUAGCUUGUUACAGGUAUUUUCAGUCCUCCUUAUAUUAAUUGGAAACUAUGGUAGCUCCAUUUAUGACAUGAGAUUGGAUUGUCUAUGGUGUAUGAAAGUCCCCACAACAAUAUUGUUCUCAAUAUGAUAUUUUGCAUUUUUUGUUUUUACAUUAAUGGUCUUCAUUAAAAAAUACUGCCCCCUACAUAAAGCUCAAGCACCUGGUUCACAUGACACAGGAAGCCAAGCUGUGGUUCAAGAGUGAAUCUUCCUUUAAAAAAAAGAGUUCAUAAGGUGAAGUUUUCAAAACUUUUGAAAUCAGAGCUUUAAGAAACGCUGACUUGGGGAGAAAGUUGAGAAUACUUUCCCACAGCAGCAAAAUCAAAGUUGAAACUGAAAUUUCAUCAUUACAUUGUAUAAAGUUUGCCUGGUGGUGAAAUCUGAAACAUAAAUGCAAAAUCACAUGUUUGUUUUAAAAGGGUACAUUUUAUCUUUUCCACUAUUUCUUGCUCAAAUGUCCUCUCAUUUACCUUUGCCAAUUUGGAAUGACUCCAUUGGCCCAACUUUAGUGAAAAAAUGCCUUAAUGUAGUUAUUCUGGAAAAAAGGUAGAAGAAAAUACAACUAUUUUUUAAAAGUAGAAUACAAUGUGCACUUACUUCUAAGAAAACAUGCUUAGUUUUGCACUCCAUGUAAUUCACUUAGAAUGUUCAAUUUAAAUGUGCUGUGGUAAAUGACACUACCUAAAUGCCUAUUAAGAGUGCAUUCCUUUCUCAUGGCUGACACUCCAUUUCCAUAGCAAUUAAAUUUUAUAUAUGCCACUCGGUUCACUUAUCAGAGAGAUUCAUUCACACACUUUUGUUAAGUAUGCUUGCAUUAUCCCUGGCAGACUCUGGCAAGCUGCAAAGUUCCAUUCCGUUCAUAUUUAGUUUUAGUUUCCUGUUUUAAUUGAUCACUAGUGCAUAAUCUAAAAGUUGUAAACAAAAAAGAGAUAUCUCCAAGAGAGAUUAUCUGAAAAGUUCAAGGGUUCCCAAGACUCAGGUUGUCUGCUUAAUUAACCGAAUUAGUAACUCUAACUUGCUUAUGUCUUGCCAUCAGCCUAACCUAAUAGUUCAGUCUGUGCAAUUUGUAUUUUCAGGAGAAUUUUGGCUGGGCCUACAAAAGAUCUAUUCCAUUGUAAACCAAGGUGACCACAUCCUGCGUAUUGAGCUGGAAGACUCAAGAGCUAACCAACGUUAUAUUGAAUACACAUUCACCAUGGGAGGUUCAGAAACAGACUACACUGCUCUUCUCUCCAGGAUUACUGGGAAUAUCCCUAAUGUUCUGCCUGAACAGAAAGAAGUGAAGUUCUCUACAAAAGAUCACAACAGCAACACUGAAAGAAAAGUCAACUGUCCAGAAAACAAUUCAGGUAGUCUUUUUUGUACAAGCUGCUGCUUUAGUUUUUCUCAUAAAUCGGGGGGGGGGGGGGGAUACGUUGUGGAAGAUAUAGCUGCAACUUUGUCUACAAAACAUAUAUUCCCUGUUCUGAAAAAUGAAGCAUUAGGAACCAGAAGCAAAUUCUGAAGAACAACUGGGUAUGUUGGGUGAGGGACUGCACAUCUGAGUGAUCAAUCAUGUUUAGAAACAAACUUAUCUGCACUCAGAAAGCUAGCAUGUCAUAGACACUAUAACUUUUUUGCCUCAAUAUGGUAUUUUAUAAAUGUAUAUUUAAUAUGGAGAAGUAUCCAGUUGUGUAAUUUUCCACAUGCAUUCUGUACUAUCUUGGAAGGCUACAUCUUAUCAAUCUCUGAACAUGUGACUCAUCUUCUAGUGCAGGGAUGGAUAACCUAUGGCCCUCCAGAUGUUGGUGUAACUCCCAUCCUCUCUAUUGGCCAUGCUGGCUGGGGCUGCUGGGUGUUGGAGACCAACAACAUCUGCAAUGGCACAGGUUGCCCCAUCCUUGCUCUAGUGUUUCUCUCCCAUAUAUUUCUAGUCCCUAACUGAACGUCAGGCAGAACUUUAGGAAACAGAAAUAGAACUAAAAAGUGAAGUGAUCUGGCAAAGAUCUAAAAAGAGGGAGCGUAGCACACAGGAAUAACAAACUGGUGACAUGAAUUCCUGUAGAGCACCUCCAAGUAAAUCCGCAAGAAGUGCUGGUAUUCUAUAUACUUUCUCCUUAAACUGGGCAAAAACGUUAUUCUGAAUUUCCCUUUUCUGCCCCCUCCAAUGUGGAAAAUUCAAAUUUGCAGCAUGAAUCAGUAAGUUAUUUUAAUUCAUUUGCAGUUCAAUCCUAUUUAUUUUACUUCCUCUAAUAAAUGUAGAUAACUAUGAAACUGUAUAAAGUUCACCUCUGAGCGUCAGUUUUACAGAGAAUGUAAGUGUUUGAGAUAGAUAGGAGUGCUGUGGGGGUUUUUAAAUCUGACACUGGGUAAUUAAGUUAAAAUAGAAUGAAUUCUUUUUAAAAAAAGAGAGGUGGGGGUAUGGGCCAUUGUAUGCAGAAGAUACCCUGGCAUUUCCAGGUAGAGAUGAGCAUAUCUCCUACUGAAACGCUGGAGAGGCAAUGUCAAUGUAGACAACUCAGCAUAGGGCAGCUUCCUAUGUUCCUAGAGAGAGGGGUGGUGGACAUUGAGGAUUUGUGACCCAAUCUGGCAGAUGUUACGACAAGCUUCAUAGAGGUACAGUUCUUCCUAGUUCCCUUCCCCCCGAUAAGCAACUCCUCAUACAAGGGAGCCAGCUACUGUUGAUGCUACCAAGGAUUUUGAGAAGUGACAUCAAACAUGGCAUGAAAAGAAAUGUCAGAAAUCCUCCUCCACACAUGGAAGCCACUUCUAGUGCCUAAAGGGGAGACUAUGAACCACGCCCUUAGUCCUUGUUGCUAUCAAUUAAAUGGUGCUUAUAAUUUCAUCUUCAGGUGGCUGGUGGCAUACGGCAUGUGAAGAAACAAACUUGAAUGGAAAAUAUAUCAAGUCAAGUUCAAGAGGAAAACUGGAACGGAAAAAGAGAGUGCUCUAUUGGAAGCCUCAGAAAGGAAGGCCCUAUUUUAUCAAAUCAACCAAACUGAUGAUACAUUCUACAGAUUUUGAAAAUUUUGACUGAGUAUCACCAUUUGGAGUCUAUCUAAUAAAGCACAUUAUACCUUUGUCAGAGCCAAGUGAAGGCACUUUUCAGUACUCAGGCGAAAGAAUUCUAUUGUACCUUAAUGAUAUAUUUUGUUUCUGUGGCCACCAUAUACAAAAACACAGUAUGGUCAAAUGAUGGGCAGAGUAAUGGAAACGGACAAAUGCAGCCAGUUUUUUAGGAUUGUUGCUGGCUCUAGAAACCCACUGCUAGCAAGCUUUCCUUAGCUUUCCUAAGGAUAGCUAUAUCUGAAGAUGUUUACCAUACCAGUGGGAAGGAAGAAGGGAAGGGAAAAGCUUGCCCCAGGUAGGGCUUGAGCUUCCCUACCUUCCCUCCUUUCUCUCAACAGCAGAACUUGUACUACAAGGGAGUCAGGAGAAGCCAACAUUGCAGGGAAGAAGCGUGGCAAGGAGAAAUCUUGGGGCAGAAAGGAAAUAUGAUGCACAGGACAGCAGCUCACCAGCUCACCUGAUUUUCCUAGCCUGGCCCAGCCUGUAUCACCAUAGAAGAGAAUUCAGCCACUUCAUUUUGAUGGCAGAAAAUAAGCUACUGCUUUCAGGAAACAUUUAGGGGACCAUAACCUACUACCGUGGAUCUCAGUGUCACCAUAGGCAAGGGGGAAGGCUUUGUCACUGUUCUCUGUUCAAAUCAACAGCUUUCAUCGAUCUCUAUGGAAUAAAAUAAACAGGGUGCAAUGCAAUUCACAGCUUAGGAGGGAGCAAGGCCUGUCUCUUUGAAUGAAGGCUGAAGUUGUUUGUAUGAGGGAGAACAGACAUGCAUUUUACUACACAACACCUGUGACCUACUAUAGCUGGUACACACCUCUACCCAUAUGAGAUUCCACUGAAAUGGAUGGCACAAAAUUAAUUGGCUCCAUUCUGGAUUUCAUUCAAGUGAAGUGUAAAAUUUGAUUCUUGCCUAGUAGCUGCCCCCACCCCAGUGACAUAGAAAAGUGCACCCCCUUAGCUUCUUCUCUAUAGAAGAAUGUCUGCCAUUCAACCCUCCAGAAUUUAAAAUGCCACUAUGGUGAUCGUGGCCUCCCACAAUUUCUUGCACUAGCCUCUGCUGAGAGAAGGGAAAGGAAAUGACGCCAUUUGCACAUCAAGCUAAGCCAUGUGGACAAGAAUCAAUGAGCUCGAGCGAAGUAUUAGGGUUGUGUUCUCCCCUUUCCUCCUACCAUGUAGUUGGGAGGACUUCUGUCAAGCUUGAUUUCUCUUUUACAUGUUACACUUAAUGCAUGGCAUGCAACUGUGUCUCUGUUGUUGUUUCUUCUUCUUCUUUUGAACUCUAGUAUUUAACUCUUUGAAUUUCAUUGUUGAAGACACAGUAAAGUAUCUCUCACAGCUGCUGUGGAAUACCUCAAAUGAAGUGUCAUAUUGCAAAUUCAUAUUAGAUCUGCUGCAGGCCUCAAAGCUUUGAAAAUCUUUACGCUCAUCCUCUGCUUGGCUCAAUGACAUUUGCUAAAUAAACAAAUCUGCUAUCAUUUACAUUAGCA